Messenger RNA from Pseudomassariella vexata, 712 nucleotides. RefSeq lists its product as uncharacterized. Lineage: Eukaryota; Fungi; Ascomycota; Sordariomycetes; Amphisphaeriales; Pseudomassariaceae. Gene Ontology annotation, molecular function: DNA-binding transcription factor activity, RNA polymerase II-specific; zinc ion binding. The record is from RefSeq and is a predicted model, not a curated record. The coding region runs from base 234 to 602 and encodes 122 amino acids. Gene Ontology annotation, biological process: regulation of DNA-templated transcription. The transcript has a single exon.
AGCAAUCGCAGUUCAGUGGACCCUCCCUGCCUUGUCAACCUGGGUCGUGCUGUUCCCUCCAGCCGCCAAGGAGUGGCCAUUACAUCACCCUGCUCGUGGGGAUACCUCUGAGACGCACGGCGAACUCUCAGCGCUUCGGACUUGAGAUACGGGAGCACGCGCUUUGCCUCCCAAACCAAGGAGCCAAGUAGGGUAUUGCGAACCCAAUACCCACUCUUUUCUGUCUGCCAGCCAUGUCCGGCUCGAGUGUCGUCUCAAGGACGGCUCCAAUUGCCAUUGCUCCCAAACCUUCCAAACCCACCCUCAGCCCCAGCCGUCAACAUAGCACACUCGGAACAAAUGACCAUCUCUCUAAUAGCAUGAAUGGCCAUGACUCCGCCGACUCAGAAGAUUCGCCUUUGAGUGGAAGCUUAAUAUGUAAAUCUUGCUUGCGUCGAAGGAUCAAGUGUAUUUUGAGUGAGGACGAGGACAGCAGCAGCAGUUGUCUCUCGUGUCAGGUGAACGGCAUUGAGUGCUCCUUGAAUCGAAGCCCGCAACCUCGAAAAAGGAAGUUACCGCGUGAUUGUACAGACGACAUCAGCCAGAGUUGGAAAAGAGCGUAAGUCUCACCAAUAUUUCAUUGUUGACCCCCGCGGCUUUGUUAUCUAGCCACUGCAGGUUUGGGCUUGUCGCAACGCUACGAUGGCUGACGGCUGACGUAUCAUUGGUCCGC